GGGGACAAUAUUAUCUGUCAUCCGUAUUUGACUUAUCAACCUAUCUAUAACCCUAACCCCUCCAUGUGAUCACCUCGUCCCUUCCCCCUUCAUCUCGCCGACCUAUUCCCCUUUCUUGUUCUCCAAGCAACCAAACUUUCAACCAUUUCACACAUAACCCACAUAUAAAAUAUCUCCACAUGAACACCUUCAAAGUCAUCGCUUCUAUAUCGUCGCCGUCUCUUAUGAUUCUGCCCUAAUUGAUCCACCUUUUCCCCCAAUUUCAGAGACGGCGACCCCAUCAAGAACCGAUCUAUCCACCAAUUCAUCCGUUAUGUUCAUCGGAACCUAUCUUAAUUUGCUGAUCUUGCUUUAGUUUUACCUUUUUAUCAAAGGUGUCAUCUUCGUUAGAGCUGUAAUUACUUCAUGUCGGUUUUAGAAAUUUGUCGACUUGAAGCGAUGACAUGGAUAUGUUCUUAUAAUGUGGAAGUAAAGCUGAUCUCUAAACAUGGACAUGAAUCUUUUUCCGAUCGUAUUUUUAGUCGAAUGUACAAAACACCAAGUAGUUAACUUUUAGGUUAGUGUAAAUAGGCUUAACUGUGCAGAAAAAAUGUCGUCGAAGAUCGUGAAAGUGUCGGCAAAUGGUCGUAGAAUUAUCGUUGAUCCAAAGAGGAAAAUCGUUACUCAAUGCAAGGCUCCGGUAGUGGGUCCCAUUCCCAACAACCGGUCCGUAAGUGCGAGACCACCAUCGAACAAACUUGGAAAGAGAAAACGAGCGAAUAAAUGUUCUUCAUGCUCAAGGAAAACCAUACUGAAAAACUACUCAAAUUUUACGAGGAGUGGUCUUCCGCAACGCUUGUUGUUCUCGCAAGAUGGUGAUUGGGUCAACUUUUCACAAGAGGUCAUUGACUUGGUCAAAGAAGACUUCCGGUCCAAGAAAACGUCAAUUGAAGUGAAGUGUAAUGGCUGUCAUUUCGUUCUAGACAUUCUACAUAUGGUCCAAAUUGAUUUGAAAACCGGUGCCGAAAAGCCGAUCGCUUGGAUUGAUGACGUGGGUAAAUGCGUUUUUCCCGAAAUAUAUUCCAGUUGUCACGGGAAUCAUGACGAGUUAGAUCUUGCCGAAUCUUCCGUAACCCCCGAAAUUAAUUUGCAUUUGGAAAUCGAGCUUAACGGAUUAGUAAACAAUAAAGAUGAAGAAUGUGUCGGUGAGUCAAACGUUAAACGCGUCAAAGUUGACCAGCCCGUUGAGGAGAAGCAAAAGAGUGAUGAAUAUGCAUCGCCAGUUUGUGGAGCUAGUUGUGGGACCGUGGAUGUAGAAACCGCUAGACACAUGUUUAUGUUCGGUAUCGGUCAAGAUCUGAAAGUUGACUUUCUUGAAGUCAAGAAAUGUUCUAGUAGCUUUAUGGAAGCAAAACUCGAACUCUUCCACAAACAGGUUGAAUUUACUCAAAAACUUCGUGGAAAAGCUAAUGUGCAAUUCGGUUGGUUUCCGGUUGCGGGAUGCGCACCACCAUCUGGCGUUUUGUUUUAUGGGCAUAACGGGCCGAAGCUCGGGAAGUACGGCUACGGUGUUCACCUUGCAGCCGUUCAGUCUGCUUAUAGCAGUGCUAUGCUAUGUGAUGUUGACGAAAAAGGGAUACGGCAUAUGAUGUUAUGUCGUGUAAUUUUGGGGAAUGCGGAAGUUGUUCACGCAGGUUCAAAGCAGUUUUAUCCAAGUGACAAAUGCUUUGAUAACGGAGUUGACGAUCUUCAAAAUCCUAAUAAUUAUGUAAUUUGGAACGUUAAUAUGAACACACACAUAUUCCCUGAAUGUGUAGUCAGUUUCACGGUGUCUCCAACGAUCAAAGGGAAUCCAGUCGGUGAAGAAAGCAGGCCCGAUAUGUCAAGAGUCACUACAGCUCAUGAUCCACAUGGACCACCCGUAAACCAAGAUUCUUCUUCGAAUAAAAUGGAAAAGGUUCAAAGUGCUGGAUCGAGCACACCAAAGGAGCCUAAAUCGCCUUGGAUGCCGUUCUCGAUGUUGUUUGAAGCAGUCUCUGCUAAAGUGGCUCCGAAUGAUAUGAAAUUAUUGCAUAUCUUCUAUGAAUCUUUUAGGGCCAAGAAAAUGAACCGAGAAGAGUUCAUAAAGAAACUGAGAUCAGUUGUUGGGGAUCAGAUACUGCGGUCUACAAUAUCCGUCCUCCAGAACAAGAAGAUACCGAAUUCUGCAAGCAUGUCGGAGGCUAAGGAGGAGAUGCAACAAGGUUGAAAACAUGAAGGAAGCCUUGUAGUGUUUGUUUUUUUAUUGGGAAUUUUAAUUUAAUGUUUUUAUUUUUGUUCCGGUCGGCUUAUGUUUUAUAAAGUGAUGGAUCUUUUGAAGUGUUUCUUUGGUUGUAAGGCUAAAUGUGAACCCUUGUGGUCGUGUAAAAAGGCAUUGUUGAAGCAGUUAAGUAGUGUUUUGUGUCUGUUUUGUU
Messenger RNA from Helianthus annuus (common sunflower), 2432 nucleotides. Its product is annotated as inactive poly [ADP-ribose] polymerase RCD1. The coding region runs from base 590 to 2227 and encodes 545 amino acids. The transcript is spliced from 7 exons. The record is from RefSeq and is a predicted model, not a curated record. Gene Ontology annotation, molecular function: NAD+ poly-ADP-ribosyltransferase activity. Lineage: Eukaryota; Viridiplantae; Streptophyta; Magnoliopsida; Asterales; Asteraceae.